This is a messenger RNA of Chaetomium strumarium, 2241 nucleotides long. Its product is annotated as phosphate-repressible phosphate permease. Gene Ontology annotation, cellular component: membrane. The transcript has 4 exons. Bases 313 to 2070 code for a protein of 585 amino acids. The record is from RefSeq and is a predicted model, not a curated record. Gene Ontology annotation, biological process: phosphate ion transmembrane transport. Lineage: Eukaryota; Fungi; Ascomycota; Sordariomycetes; Sordariales; Chaetomiaceae.
GAUCAGGACUGAAUGCGCCAAACUGCCAAGCAGGUCGUGCGGACUUGGUGUGGGUCUUCGCCACAGUCUGCUUGGUGGAGGCGAAUCUGGCAGGCACAAAGCUCGACACCAUCCCACGUGGAGGAUGUCUUUUCGAUUUCAUCGGAUGGCUAGCUCCAGUCCAGGCCCUGUCCGUGUUUAAAUACAUAGUGACCGGCCCGCGUCUGCAUCUCGUCUGCAUCCCUCUCUCCAGCAGAACGAUCAACUUCAACAGCCAGAGUUGCUGUCUCACCUGAGCACGCCGCUGCAGACGUGCAAAGCAACACCGCCAAGAUGCCUCUUCAUCAAUUUGACUAUCUCUUUGCCAUUGGCACCAUAUUCGCCGCGCUCGAUGCGUGGAACAUUGGUGCAAAUGAUGUCGCCAACUCAUGGGCGACGUCGGUCGCGUCCCAGUCACUUACCUACUUCCAAGCCAUGAUCAUCGGAUCUAUCAUGGAAUUUGCUGGAUGUGUCGGCGUCGGGGCACGUGUCGCCGAUACCAUUCGGACCAAGGUCGUUGAUACAUCGCUCUUCGAAGAAACCCCGGCCAUGCUCAUGCUCGGAAUGGUCUGUGCUGUCGUGGCUUCAUCCGUAUAUCUAACCAUCGCCACGAAAAUCGGGUUCCCUGUCUCGACCACCCACUCCAUCAUGGGUGGCGUCAUUGGCAUGGGCGUUGCUGCCGUCGGCGCUAACGGUGUCCAAUGGGUAGGAAAGGGCGGUGGCACUGGUGCCAUCAACUCUGGUGUGGUGCAGGUCUUCCUUGCAUGGAUCAUCGCCCCAGGCAUCUCUGCUUGCUUUGCUGCCAUUAUUUUCCUGGUCACCAAGUACGGUGUCAUGAUGCGGAAGGACCCGGUCAAGAAGGCCUUGUUCUAUGUUCCGGUCUACUUCGCGCUCACAGCAGCUCUUCUGUGCAUGCUGCUCCUCUGGAAGGGUGGCAGCUACGAGAUCCAUCUCACCGAGCCUGAGAUUGCCGGCACCAUCGUCGGUGUCGGUGCGGGCUUCGGCCUGCUCGUUGCUGUCACGCUGAUGCCGUGGCUGUACCGCCUCAUCAUUUGCGACGACUGGCAGCUUCGUUGGUACCACAUCCCCAUGGGCCUCCUCCUGCUCCGCCGCGGACCUGCCCCGCCUCCUCCCGAGGGUGAGGCGCCUAUUGUCAAGGACUACUACGAGGGCCGCAUGACCAAAGAGCAACUCGAGGCGAAGAGGGCGGCGGAACGCGGCGAUGUCGAAAUCGUUCCUGGGCAAGAGAAGGCCGAUAAGGCUGCGAACGGCGAGGGCUCUGAUGCCGCAUCUACAAAGCGCCCCAACCAGAGCCCUCUGGCCGAGGUUCGCAAGGCACCGAAGAAAAUCGUCGGACCCAGGCCCGAUGUUCCGUGGUAUUCGGGUGCCAUGAUCUGGUGGGCCUUCAAGUGGCUGAUCUUCCGCGGACUCGACAAGGAAGUCGUCAACGCCAAGAGCACGCACGACAAGCUUGCCUCGAACCUCGAUGAGGUCCAUGCCCACGCCGCGCAUUACGACAACAAGGCCGAGUACAUGUACAGUUUCCUCCAAAUUAUGACGGCUGCCACCGCUUCCUUCACUCAUGGUGCCAACGACAUCUCGAACGCCAUUGGUCCCUACGCUACCGUCUACCAGAUCUGGAAUGAUGGCGCGCUCCCGGAAAAGGGCAAGGCCGAGGUGCCCAUCUGGAUUCUCGUUUUCGGCGGUGCCUGCUUGGUGAUCGGUAUCUGGACCUACAGCUACAACAUCAUGCGAAACUUGGGCAACCGCCUCACUCUUCAGUCGCCCUCUCGUGGCUUCUCCAUGGAGCUCGGCUCGGCCAUCACUGUCAUCCUGGCCACACGGUUGAAGCUGCCCAUUUCCACGACCCAGUGCAUCACUGGCGCCACCGUUGGUGUCGGUCUCUGCUCCGGAACCUGGCGCACUGUCAAUUGGCGCAUGGUCGCGUGGAUCUACCUUGGCUGGAUCAUCACGCUGCCUGUAACGGGUAUUAUCUCGGGCUGCCUUAUGGGCAUCAUCAUCAACGCCCCUCGCUGGGGCUACCAGGGCUAAAAAGGGGGCGUCUGUAGGAGUUCGUUGGUGAAUGCUAGGCAAGUUGUGUUUUGAAGGCCGAGCUUUGUGGAUAAGGUUGCAUCUUUCCUUUUACGUUUUACAGGCUUGAAGAAUACCCCAGGAGGUGCGAUAUUGGAUUCUGGCUAUAAUAGAGAUGAUCAUUCAUGAACC